Molecule: messenger RNA, 381 nt
Organism: Schistosoma turkestanicum
Lineage: Eukaryota; Metazoa; Platyhelminthes; Trematoda; Strigeidida; Schistosomatidae
Source: the annotation of a GenBank genome assembly
AUGAUUCGAUUGAUCAUUCUCAUUUCACUUCCAUAUUCACUUGGCGAAAUUUUUAAGGUGUCUCUAUACCCGGUUAAAAGAAGUAGUAUUUGGUCUGGAAUUCAUUCAAAUUACUUUGUGCCAUCGACAAGAAAAUGGAUGAGUGAAGGGAAAAUGUGGACAACGGCUACGUCGGAACGACUAAUUAAUUAUAAAAAUUUUCAAUAUUAUGGAGAGAUAACUGUGGGAACUCCACCUCAAAAGCUUCGUGUACUGUUCGACACAGGAUCAACGGACACUUGGCUAGCCUCAAGGAAGUGUUGGUUUCUCGAUAUAUUCUGUUGGAUGUUUUCAUUCUAUGACAGACGAAACAGCAGAGAAGCUCGCCGGGAACUAUCGUAA